AUGCCUGAGACUGGACAGGAGACCCCCAGCAGCCAGCCGCCGCCGCAACCCAAGGAGUCGCCUUUUUCCAUCAAGAACCUGCUCAACGGCGACCACCACAAGGCGCCUCCCAAGCAGCCCCGAGCGCUCUUCGCCCCGGCCACCAAGGGGGCUCUGGAUGGAGCCGGCUUUGCCCUCUCCCAGGUGGGCGAUCUCGCCUUCCCCCGCUUUGAGAUCCCGGCUCAGAGGUUUGCCCUGCAAGCGCACUACUUAGAGCGGUCCCCAGCCUCCUGGUGGUACCCGUACACCUUGACCGCCGCGGGAGGCCAUCUGCCCAGGCCAGAAGCUGCAGAGAAAUCUCUCCUGCGAGACUCCUCCCCGGCCUCGGGCACGGACAGAGACUCCCCGGAGCCCCUGCUCAAGGCUGAGCCGGACCACAAGGAGCUUGACUCGAAAAGCCCCGACGAGAUCAUUCUGGAGGAGAGUGACUCGGAGGAGGUGAAGAAGGAGGAGAACGGGGAGGACUGGAAAGCCAGGGAAGACAGCCCGGAGAAAAAGCCCUGCCGAAAGAAGAAGACCCGCACGGUCUUCUCCCGGAGCCAGGUGUUCCAGCUGGAGUCCACCUUUGACAUGAAGAGGUACCUGAGCAGCUCGGAGCGGGCCGGGUUGGCAGCAUCUCUGCACCUGACAGAGACCCAGGUCAAGAUCUGGUUUCAGAACAGAAGAAACAAGUGGAAAAGGCAGCUGGCCGCAGAGCUGGAGGCUGCCAAUCUCAGCCACGCUGCCGCCCAGAGAAUAGUGCGGGUGCCUAUCCUGUACCAUGAGAACUCCACCGCCGAGAACGGCACCUCGGCUGCCAACGUGCCCGUCAGCCAGCCCCUCUUAACAUUCCCUCACCCCGUCUACUACUCCCACCCUGUAGUCACAUCAGUACCACUCCUGCGACCCGUCUGAGAACUGACCCCAUUCAGCUUUCUGGUGCGCCAGUGGGGAGGGGGUGGCUUAAAAAAAUAAAUCACCAAACCUCUAGGUCAGGAGAGAGGCCCGAGGAAACGGAGCAGCUGUAAAUGAUCAGUAAUUUUGUAAGUACUCCAAUGAUUUGUGCAAUUCAUCAAGCGAAUAUUUGAUGCUCUUUUUUUAAUGGGUGGUUGUUAGGAGACAGGGGGGGACCCUAAAAAUAAAACCAGAGUUGAAGUGGAAACUUGUAGAGAACACUAGAAUUGUUACAUCUUUUGUAAACGUGAACAAAAUAUUGCGCUGAUCUUUGUGGCUUUAGUUUUAUUUUUGUAAACAACAGUCAAUAAAUGAUCACGGUUUACGCCUCC
Malaclemys terrapin pileata is the source of this 1304-nucleotide messenger RNA. RefSeq names its product H6 family homeobox 3 (gene HMX3). NCBI's taxonomy places the organism in Eukaryota, Metazoa, Chordata, Testudines, Emydidae. Bases 1 to 933 code for a protein of 310 amino acids. The transcript has 2 exons. Gene Ontology annotation, cellular component: nucleus. Gene Ontology annotation, molecular function: RNA polymerase II transcription regulatory region sequence-specific DNA binding; DNA-binding transcription factor activity, RNA polymerase II-specific. Gene Ontology annotation, biological process: regulation of transcription by RNA polymerase II. The record is from RefSeq and is a predicted model, not a curated record.